AUGGUUUCCGGCAAGACCCAGAAGACGAAGACGGGCGGCAAGACGCGCUCUGCGCUCCAGGAUGUCGUGACGCGCGAGUACACGAUCCACCUCCACAAGCACGUACACGGCCGCUCCUUCAAAAGCCGCGCACCCACCGCCGUAAAGGCCGUCGUCACCUUCGCACAGAAGGCGAUGGGCACCUCUGACGUCCGCCUCGACCCCAAGCUCAACCAGGCGCUCUGGGCACGUGGCAUCAAGAACGUCCCCCACCGCAUCCGUGUCAAGCUUGAGCGCAAGCGUAACGACGACGAUGCCGCGGACGAGAAGCUGUACACCUACGCCACCCAUGUCCCGGUCGUGUCCUUCAAGGGCCUCGAGACCACCAUUGUUGACGCCGAGUAA
This is a messenger RNA of Peniophora sp. CBMAI 1063, 384 nucleotides long. NCBI's taxonomy places the organism in Eukaryota, Fungi, Basidiomycota, Agaricomycetes, Russulales, Peniophoraceae. The record is from the annotation of a GenBank genome assembly.